This is a messenger RNA of Hylaeus anthracinus, 2952 nucleotides long. It is a transcript of the gene nAChRalpha4, whose product is annotated as acetylcholine receptor subunit alpha-like. The record is from RefSeq and is a predicted model, not a curated record. Gene Ontology annotation, cellular component: postsynaptic membrane; neuron projection; synapse. Bases 1046 to 2758 code for a protein of 570 amino acids. Gene Ontology annotation, molecular function: transmembrane signaling receptor activity; acetylcholine-gated monoatomic cation-selective channel activity. Gene Ontology annotation, biological process: signal transduction; chemical synaptic transmission; regulation of membrane potential. The transcript has 12 exons. NCBI's taxonomy places the organism in Eukaryota, Metazoa, Arthropoda, Insecta, Hymenoptera, Colletidae.
CUAGUCAACUGUCGCGGCAUCGACGAUCUUACAUUACGAGUUUCCGGUGAUUUUUUUCGUUCCGUUGAUAUUGUUUAAUCGAGCGCAGCGGUAGCCGUGAUUUAUCCCAUACGAAUAUCGAACGAUCGAAUAAUCGAGAGGCGGUCGUGGGCAUUUAAUAUCCAGCUGUGUAGAGUUGACAGCCAUGCACAAGGGACGUUCAAAUAGCGGCGCAGUUUAUUUUUGAACAGGGGGUUGCGUUGGAUUUGUUGACGAUUCGCAUUCGAGGAUGAAGAAGGGUGUCGGAUUCGAACCUUUGAGGAAACGCACCGAGAACUCGAUACUAUCACGAGCAAAGGAAGGAUCUCGCACAGUAAAUUAUUUUUCUCGCUUAUAAGUUCGCGGAGUUGGUUUUUUUCCAUUUGACUCCGUCAAUCGUCGGAUAAUCGGUGAAUCGCGUAACGCGCUCCAAAGCUGAUGGUGUCGUGACGAUGGAGAAUAUAUUGUCGAAUGUGUGUACGUAAUCGAAGAUAUGUGGUCUAAAUUGCGUGGCAUUUGAUCCGUGUAUCGGACGUGUUUCGCUGGCACGUUUACGAUUUCGAUGUUAUUCGGUGAGAUGUUAUUUACUGCGACGAACGAAAGACGUCGAGCAAUUGUUCGGGAAAGAGGGUCAGCUUUUUUCCGAGGUCCACGAUUAUCCGAAAUAAAAUAUCGUUGACCCAGUUAGCCGCGUAAAAGUAAUUAGACAUUCGCGGCUGUGUAGACUGGCAGGGACCGUAGGUGAGAGCAGAGUGUUGAUCGAUCCUUCGUCGUUGCCGAGCGCAUGUACGCGAUCCAUCGUAAAUUCACGUUUCCACUUGUGUAUCGGUGCGUGCGGUGACAUCGGCUUGAAAUACGACACGCGGGACAACCAUCGGCAAGUUACGAUGCCUAGAAGAGGAGCAAAUUUAGUCUCAUACGGGUAAUUCAAAUCCCCAGCCAGAUUUGUGGUUCGUGGUUCGUGUGGUCGAGCGAGAAGAUUCAAAGGGGGCGAGUGUGUCGAUCAUAGUGGAGGAAUCAGGGGACAAUGAUGCCCCCCAUAAUAGGGGAAACACUGCGCGUAUGGUUUCUCUCGGCAUUGGUGGUUCACGGCGCUGUCGCCGGCAAUCCGGAUGCAAAACGCCUUUACGACGACCUGUUAUCUAACUACAACAAACUAGUACGCCCUGUUGUGAAUACAUCGGACGUACUACGCGUGUGCAUUAAACUCAAGCUCUCGCAGCUCAUCGAUGUGAACUUGAAGAAUCAGAUCAUGACUACGAAUCUAUGGGUUGAACAGUCAUGGUACGAUUACAAGCUGCGAUGGGAGCCAAAGGAGUACGGAGGGGUCCAUAUGUUACACGUGCCCUCUGACCACAUAUGGCGGCCCGACAUAGUCCUCUACAACAACGCGGACGGCAACUUCGAGGUGACCUUGGCCACGAAGGCCACCAUCUACCAUCAAGGAUUGGUCGAGUGGAAGCCACCCGCCAUUUAUAAGUCAUCCUGCGAGAUCGACGUGGAGUACUUCCCAUUCGACGAGCAGACCUGCGUCCUCAAGUUCGGUUCGUGGACCUAUGACGGCUUCAAGGUCGAUCUAAGGCACAUGGACGAGAAAUCGAAAAGCAACGUGGUGGAUGUCGGAGUCGACCUUUCCGAGUUCUACAUGUCGGUAGAAUGGGACAUUCUAGAAGUGCCUGCUGUACGAAAUGAAAAAUUUUACACCUGCUGCGACGAGCCGUACCUGGAUAUUACCUUUAAUAUAACGAUGAGGAGAAAGACACUUUUCUACACUGUGAACAUAAUCAUUCCCUGUAUGGGAAUUUCCUUCCUUACGGUACUGACAUUCUAUCUACCCAGCGACAGUGGGGAAAAGGUCACGCUCUCCAUUUCCAUUCUCAUCAGUCUUCAUGUGUUCUUCCUGUUGGUCGUCGAGAUCAUUCCGCCUACGUCGCUGGUCGUGCCGCUGCUUGGAAAGUACCUGAUAUUCGCCAUGAUACUCGUUUCGAUAAGUAUAUGCGUAACCGUGGUUGUCCUGAACGUCCACUUCCGGUCACCGCAAACACACAAAAUGGCUCCUUGGGUAAAAAGAGUUUUUAUCCACAUUCUUCCUCGCUUGCUGGUCAUGCGAAGGCCUCAAUAUAAAUUUGAUACGAAUAGAUAUACUUCUAGCAGAGUGUUAAUGAGAACUGUCAGGGGAAAAGAGAAGGCUUGCUAUUAUCCCUAUCGUUCAUCCACUCAAGAGGACAGCGAAGAGCAUCUAACACCUAAGCGAUUUCAUAGUCGUGUUCCUUCGAAAGAAGACCUCUCACCUUCCAGCCUAACGGAUGGUGCAAGAUUCGGUGGGAGUUGUUUAAUUCACGGACCAACGUUACCGCCGCUUCCUCUUCAAUCCGAGUGCGAUAAUCUCUCCGUUUCCGGGGAAGCAGGUAUCGAAGAAGUGAAAAGUCCAGUUCUACGAAGUCCUCCACCAUUUUCGCAUUCGCGUUGCCCUCCUGAAAUUCACAAAUCUUGCAUUUGUGUGCGUUUCAUCGCGGAACACACCAAAAUGCUCGAGGAUUCGACCAAGGUGAAAGAGGACUGGAAGUACGUGGCGAUGGUCCUAGACAGACUGUUCCUUUGGAUUUUCACUUUGGCGGUCCUGGUUGGCACGGCUGGAAUUAUCUUACAAGCACCGACCCUCUACGAUGACCGGGUUCCGAUUGAUAAAAAAUUCAGCGAUUUUGCAACCACAACGGUAGUAAACUGCCCGCCGCAAUAGUCUAUGCCUGAGCUCUGUACCGUAGAUAAAGACUAAGGACCAACGCCCGGAAGUAACUUGGUACCAACCCGGAAUCCCAUUCUAGUCUCAGGAACUUCCAACUUCCAUCAACGUUCGGUAACGAAAUUACGGUAAAAGGGCUCCAUUUUCUAAAACGAUUGUAAAGUAUACGACGUACACCGUGCUUCGUGCUU